AUGCUUGCCAAUUCGGAGAAAUUUAUGCUAAGAAAUGACCGGGAGCGAAAAGUAAAAUCAAUGCAGGUGUCACCUGUGCCAUCCUCUCCUCAACCAAGAGCCCGGCCACUGACAAUGUAUUUGUCAUCACAAGAUCAACUCUUUUCUACUACGGAAGCCAACAACUCUUCAGUUUCUUUAGCAGUAACUGCGGACGGUGACGGCUCCUCUGUCAAUUCCUUUCGUACUAUGGAAACUUAUGACCAAGAAAGUGUUACCUCUGAUACAGCCGUUGAUUCUACAAUCGAACCAGAAGGUGUAAUUAAAUAUAUGUGCGACAUUGACGGAGGUCUUAAUUUAAUACUCGAACGUGUAAGACAAGACGCACAGUCUUGUAAGGAAGCGGCACUAUUUUUAAAAAAACGAGCUGCAAUAGAGGAAGAAUACGGACGAAUGAUGAUUAAGCUGUCAAAGGGUAUGCAAGAAAGUCAUCAGCACAAUGUCAACAAACAAGGUACAUAUGGAGAUAGUUGGAUGAAUAUGAUGCGGCUUCACGAGGCGAUUGGUGAAAAUCGUGUAAAAUUUGCUGCUGCUAUAAGUGACAUAUCGGAAGAACUUACGUCACAUUUUAAAGACACAGAAAAGAGUCGGAAAAAUUCGAAAGAUGCAGGACUAAAAUACGAAAAGAAUAUCCAAGAAGCUGAACAAGUUUUAGAAAAGGCUAAGCUAAAAUACGAAUCGCAAAGCGAAGAGUGGGAGCGUAAAAUAUUGGAAAAAAGUGGGGAUAUUGUUCCUGUGUCGAAGAGAACUCUUACGAAGUCAAUAUUUAAUAAUAAACCAAAAUCUCCAAUUCAGUUAGUCAAGAUGGAGGAAGAAGCCAGUAAGAAAGCUGCAUUAGCAAAUGAAAAUUAUAAAUCACAAUUAUCAUAUACAAAUGCGACACGACAUGAUUAUUAUAACGUUCAUUUACCACGGAUGAUAACGGCACUCAAAGAUACCGCUGAUGAAUGCGAUGCAGCGCUUCGAUAUCAUCUAGCGCGGUACUCUUACCUAUUUGAAAAUACUAUGGUAAGCGACGCUUUGGUUAUCAGCCCCGUAAAUUCGGAAGAUGCCCCUUCAUUACGCAAAAUUGUUGAAAAGAUCGAUAAUGAAGCAGAUUUUCAGUCAUAUGUGGUUGGAUUUGGUGCUAAAGCUAGGAAGGUGACGAGAAAAAAUAUUACAUACAAAGAGUACACUCUGUCACCACAAGUUUUAGAUAUCAUGAAUCCACGAAGUAUUUUUGGUGUUGAUUUAGCUGAACAAAUGGAACGUGAUGGUCAUGAGCUUCCGUUAAUAUUGGUAAAAUGCGCUGAAGCGAUUGAGCAAUAUGGACUCGAGAGCCAGGGUAUUUAUCGGUUAAAUGGGGCAACUUCACAAAUUCAAAAACUAAAAACAUUAUUUGAUAGAAAUGCGGAAGCAGUGGAUUUAAAAACUGAGGACUUUUUAUCAGAUAUUAAUAAUAUUGCGGGUGUUCUGAAACUCUGGUUUAGAGAACUACCAGAACCUUUAUUUCCUUACAACAUGUAUUAUGAAUUCAUUAAUGCAGCAA
This is a messenger RNA of Ambispora gerdemannii, 1567 nucleotides long. NCBI's taxonomy places the organism in Eukaryota, Fungi, Glomeromycota, Glomeromycetes, Archaeosporales, Ambisporaceae. The record is from the annotation of a GenBank genome assembly.